AUGGCAGAUAUGCUAAAGGUAUUGGCUUUUCUGAAUAGUCGACUAAUGAUAGCGAUUGGAAACGUGAAGGGGUCUCUUUUAGAGAAUGAGUUGCAUUUAGAUUGCAAGAAAGAGCAUUUGGAUACCCAUAUUUGUGUCAUUACUAUGACAUGCAACCCUAAAUGGCCUGAAAUUGAGCGUCAAAUUGCGAAGCAUGGGUUAUCUACAUACGAGAGACCAGACAUUGCAUGUCGAGUGUUUCGUGCCAAACUUGACCAACUAAUGGCUGACUUUAGUAAGGGCGAAUUGUUUGGUAAAACUAUGGCAGCGACUUACACUAUUGAGUUUCAAAAGAGGGGUUUGUCGCAUGCCCACAUUCUACUAUGGCUUCAUCCCGCAUAUAAAUUAAAUUCUAUUGCCAUGAUAGAUUCAGUCAUAUGCACGGAACUUCCAAAUCCAGAGAUGUAUCCCAAUCUUUUUAAUGUUGUGUCUAACUUUAUGGUACAUGGACCAUGUGGAUCAAGCAACAACCAAUCACCAUGUAUGAAAAAUGACAAAUGCUCGAUAUUUUUCCCUAAGAAAUUUACAAACUCAACAUCAUUUGAUAGGGACGGAUUUCCUAUAAAUAGAAGAAGGAACACUGGAGUAACAACAACCAGAAGAGAUAUCCCGUUGCACAAUGGCUUUGUUGUUCCGUACAAUCCUAAAUUUCUAAUGAAAUAUCAAGAUCAUAUCAACAUUGAAUAUUGCAACAAGGAAAAUUCAAUUAAGUACUUAUUUAAGUACAUAAAUAAGGGUGUCGAUCGUGUCACUAUGGCGAUGUCUCUGCCAAAAGAUGGUAUUGAAGUUGAUGAAAUUAAACAGUACUAUGAUUGUAGAUAUUUAUCUCCAUGUGAAGCAGUUUGGAGGAUAUUUAAUUUUUUCAUCCAUGACCAAUGGUCGUCUGUUAACAAUUUGACAUUUCACUUACCCAAAAAGCAAUCGGUCAUAUUCUACAAUGAUCAGAAUAUUAAUGAUGUUUAUGACCGAUCCAAAGAGAAGAUAACUAUGUCCAUGGCUUGGAUGGAGGCUAAUGCAAAGUAUCCUACCGCAAAGGAUUUGACGUAUGCUGACUUCCCUUCGUUGUUUGUUUUUGAUGAGAUUAAGUGCGAAUGGAGACCUCGAAAGAAAGGUUUUUCAAUUGGAAGAAUGAAUUUUGUGCCACCCGGAACUAGAGAGCUUUUUUACAUGAGAAUGUUGUUGAAUGUUCAACAAGGGUGCAACAAUUUUGAUGAAUUGAGGACAAUGAAGAAUGAGUUGUAUGAUACCUUUAGAGAUGCAUGUGCUGCUGCGGGAUUGCUUAAUGACGACAAUGGAUUUAUUGAAAGCAUAAAGGAGACAUCUCUAUUGGGUUCUGAUUUAAGGAUUGAUGAUCAAAGACUUCGCGAACUUUGCUUAAUGGAGAUUGAAAAGAUACUUUUGAUCAAUGGUAAAUCACUGAAGGAUUUUGAUGGAAUGUCUGUUGUUAAUGCUGAUCUCUUAGCUUAA
Lotus japonicus is the source of this 1506-nucleotide messenger RNA. RefSeq lists its product as uncharacterized. Lineage: Eukaryota; Viridiplantae; Streptophyta; Magnoliopsida; Fabales; Fabaceae. Bases 1 to 1506 code for a protein of 501 amino acids. The record is from RefSeq and is a predicted model, not a curated record. The transcript has 4 exons.